CUUCUAUAAACGCAUAUACAGAAACAUCUAUAGAGGUCUGAAUGUCUUAACACUCACUGGUUUGCACAAGGCUGCGCUGAGAUGCCACACUCAACCUCCGCACACAAGAGAAGUCAACUGAAAAAAAUCGGUGUUGACAGCAGCUCUCCUCUGUGAGGAACAGGGUAGUAGCAAGAGCGAGAGAGUGAGGAGAGGGAGGAGGGAGUGAGAGUCUGAGAGAGAGAGAGAGAGAGAGAGAGAGAGAGAGAGACUUGUGCAUCGAGAGCCAGCCUCAGCCUCUAUUGUGGUAAGCAGGCAAGGGAAGGCGUUUAAGGAGCGGACUUUAAACCCACAGGCGCAACACUGGUCACCGCUGUAGAGACCCCCGAAAUCAGAGGACAAGGCAACAUGGAGGAGGACAUGGAUGAGGGACAGACCCAGAAGGGAUGCAUGGAGUGCUGUUUGAAAUGUCUAGGAGGAAUCCCUUAUCCAUCUCUGAUUGCCACUAUCCUGUUGUAUGCUGGAGUGGCGCUCUUCUGUGGAUGCGGACAUGAAGCUCUUUCUGGAACGGUCACCAUCCUCCAGAAUUACUUUGAGGUGAUCAGGGGACCUGGAGAUGGUCUGGAUGUGUUUACAAUCAUUGACAUUAUCAAGUACGUGAUCUAUGGCAUUGCCUCUGCAUUCUUCGUGUAUGGCAUUCUUCUGAUGGUCGAAGGCUUCUUUACAAGUGGGGCCAUCAAGGACCUGUAUGGAGACUUCAAGAUCACCACCUGUGGACGCUGCGUCAGUGCAUGGUUCAUCAUGCUGACGUACAUCUUCAUGUUGGCUUGGCUGGGUGUGACGGCGUUCACCUCUUUGCCCGUCUUCAUGUAUUUCAACAUCUGGACCAUUUGCCAAAAUACGACCAUCCUAGAGGGAGCGAGUUUAUGCCUUGACCCACGCCAGUUCGGUGUUGUGCCCAUUGGUGAGGAGAAGACUGUGUGUGCAGGGUCAGAGAAAUUCUACAAAAUGUGUGAAUCAAACGAGCUGGAUAUGACUUUCCACCUGUUUGUGUGUGCGUUGGCUGGGGCUGGAGCCGCCGUCAUUGCCAUGAUCCACUACCUGAUGGUGCUGUCUGCCAACUGGGCCUACGUGAAGGAUGCGUGUAAAAUGCAGAAAUACGAGGACUGCAAGUCCAAGGAGGAGCAGGAGCUGCAUGACAUCCACUCUACACGCUCCAAGGAACGGCUCAAUGCCUACACAUAAGACAGGAAGCAGCAGUGAGGGCGAGAGGACCCUCAGUGCUUUUACUUCCUAUUGAAGGGAGUUUUGGCACUGGUGCAGUCCAGGUGGUGUGUCGUAUGACCAACCCCAUGGCCAACCCAUUACCUCUCGCACAAACAUUAUUAUUAUUAUUAUUAUUAUUAUUAUUAUUAUUAUAAUUAUUAUAAGUGCUAGCAGUAGUGUUGUAGUUUUUUUCACAUUGUUGUAUUUCUUUCUCUUUUUUUCAAAAGAGAUUGUCUUGGUUCUUUUUUUUCUCCACCACAUUUUACAAUUUUUGAAUAUGUUUUUUCUUUUCAAACCCAUUUUUUGUAUUAAUACAUGACUCAUUCUUAUGUAGAGGGUCGGUUACUGGGGUGAAAAAAAAGCACAUUUUUCAUGUGUGUCUGUCUCUUAAGGUCUCAUUAUCAAGGACUUAAAGCAUGAAAAAAAUUUUGGUAAAAAAAAUAAUAAUUCUCUCUCUCUCUCUCUCUCUUUCUUUCUCUAUCUCUCUCCCUCUCUUCUUUUUUUUUUUUAAUCAUCAAGAAGGUAUGAAGCCCGAUACCAGCAGAUGGCUUGCUCAUUCUGCGUUAUUUUGGUAAAAGAAAACUCAAAAACUGAGACAGAAAGACAAAAAACAAAAUUAAGAUAUAACAGAUGUACCAUAAAGUGUUUAUUUAUUAUUUUUCUACAGAUGUCAUUGCAUAGCUUAUCAAGAUGAUUACAAAAUGACAAAAUGGUUAUUAUUUGCUUGCCGUGCCAGUCUAGCUUUCAGACCGCAAUCGUGCCAGUAGGUGGCGUUGUAACUUCUCUGAGAGGGAGAGGAACUUUCUGACCGCUUUUAAGUGGACAUGAAGCAUUUCAAUCUUACCACGGUGUCAACGACCCCCUCUUCAGCAUCAAUGCAACUCUCCCUUUACUGGAAGCAAGCGACACAUGCACAAGCCUACAGCGUUUUGACCCCUCUUUUUUUAUUUUCCUACACAAAUAGAUAUAGUCACAGGGUUUUUAAUUUGACGUUUUUGAUUUUUAGCUUUUGUACAUAGCCAUUCUGUAAAUGUAUGUACUGUACGUUAGCACUUAAACUUCAGGUGAAUUCGUAUUCGAUUGAAAAACACAUUCCAUGACAGGAUAGGGUGGGCGGAGGGAGGGCGUUCUUCUAAAAAAAAAAAAAAAACACGAGAAAAAAGACGGAGGAGAAGCAAAAACCAGGCGACACGGUAAUGUUUUGUGACAGAUCACUUUCUUUCGGUGGGUUUUUUUUUUUUCUUUCCAAAGGGGAACAUCACGACGAAAACAAAUAUUAAAAGAGCUUAUGCUAUUAUCUCGAUGACAGUUACUCGUUGUCUUGCUAACAAGUCAUUAUUAUAUCGGACGAUGGAAAUGUCUUCUCAUUCUUUUAAUGCCUGGCAAGUCAUGUUCUGUCGGUGUUUCUAAGAGCUAGUUUCGUGCACUUAUUUGACCAUUUCGUGAGCUCUUUCUCGGUGUAAGUGCAUCGGGGCUCCGGCUGCGAAGUCGCGCCCCUGUAAUGUUAGGUAAAGACUGUGAACCUAAGUGUUAUUUGUGGCAUGGUCAUGCAUUCAAUGGUAAUCGUUUUUACUGGAUCAAAAAAUAAAUAAAUAAUAAUGAUGAUAAUAAUAAUAAUGGAAAAAAAAAUCAAAAAGAAAAAAAAAACGAGAAAAACAGUUUUCAUUUCAUCUUUUUAUGAGUUUGUUAUAUGCGACUGUCUUGCUGGGUCAUCCCCUUCCUCAUAAUGUGCAGUAAUUUGAAUCCUAUGCUGAAUACAUUGCGCUGAAACUCCUACUCUUCGAUGGUAGUGUUUGAUUUGUGCCUGUUUACUUUGUGGUGAUCUCUCUAACUCCUCUGAGUCCUCCUCUCACCUUUCUAUUACUAUUGCUUGUUGAGCCCCUAAUGCUUUCUCUGAACCCUCACCUCUCUCUCUCUCUCUCUCUCUCUUACUCUGGCUCACUCUCUCUGUCCUCGUAUACUAGUCUUUUUGUACUAUCACUAAAGAAUGCUUAGUAGCAAGCUGUACCAUUAAUUUGUUUUGUACAUAAAUGUGCCAACCGCUUGACAGUGGCUUUUCUGAUCUGUAGGGACAAACUGCUUGCAUAAAUAAACUACACUGGUGUACUUGUUAAUAAAUACGGUUGUUGUUGUUCUUAA
Messenger RNA from Puntigrus tetrazona (Sumatra barb), 3384 nucleotides. RefSeq names its product glycoprotein M6Aa (gene gpm6aa). Gene Ontology annotation, cellular component: filopodium; neuronal cell body; plasma membrane. The record is from RefSeq and is a predicted model, not a curated record. Bases 388 to 1224 code for a protein of 278 amino acids. The transcript is spliced from 7 exons. Gene Ontology annotation, biological process: neuron projection development. Lineage: Eukaryota; Metazoa; Chordata; Actinopteri; Cypriniformes; Cyprinidae.